GAAUUGAGGACUCUGAAGCGUGUCAACAAUGAUCAUGAAGGAUCUCCCAUUGCCAGAGUAAGAAGCUCUGUGAAACGGCGUAGGAUAAUCGUAUCGUCAGAUGAGGAAGAUGACGGCGAGAACGUCCUAUCAGUAAGAACUCCGCCUUCAUCAUUUAAGGUUGCCUUCAUAGAUCCAGAGAAAAUUCGCGAUGCGCAAGGGCAUCGCCCAGAUGACGAUGAUUAUGAUCCGUCGACACUCCUUGUUCCUAGCCAGUUCUUGAAAGAGCAGACAGGAGCUCAUGUACAGUGGUGGAACUUCAAGAGCAAAAACUUUGACACUCUGUUGUUUUUCAAGGUUGGAAAGUUUUAUGAGACUUUCCACAUGGACGCUGUUAUUGCCGUAGAAUGCUUAGGACUUACCUUCAUGCGGGGAAAUUAUGCCCAUGCAGGUUUUCCUGAGGCUGCGUAUGGAAAAUUUGCUGAUCAGUUGGUAUCACGUGGAUACAAAGUUGCUCGUGUAGAACAAACCGAAACACCUCAGCAGCUAGAAGAGCGGAAUAAACAAUCACGUGGGGCGAAAGAGAAGGUCGUUCGUCGAGAAAUAUGUCGGGUGACAACGAGCGGAACACGCACUUAUGCAGUAAUCGAUGGUUGCAACUUGUACGGAGGAGAAACGGACAACGGGGAAACUCAAUCCAAAUAUUUAUUUAGCAUAAAGGAAAUGGUCUGUGACCAAGGCUCAACUUUCGGUAUUUGUUUCGUCGACACUUCCGUUGGAAAGUUCUUCGUGGGAGAAUUUUGUGACGAUGAUUAUAAUUCUUUCUUACGUACGGUUAUCGCUAACUUUACACCAGUUCAGGUUUUGUUUGAAAGAGGACGUUUAUCGUCACAGUGCAAGACUAUUCUGAACGGUGUUCUUGGUUCAGUGCAAAAAGAAGUACUGAUCCCUAAAAAACAGUUCUAUGACGCUGAGGAGACCUUGAAACUUCUAUCUAACGAUAAGUACCUUGGAGCUGAUUUCUCGAAAUGGCCUGAGACACUGCGAAAACUGCUUGACCCUGAUUCCGUCAUAGCGAGACCAAACGCCAAUUCUCAUCUGGCUCUCAGUGCACUAGGAGCUGUGUUUUAUCUGCAACGGUGUUUGAUAGACGUUGACAUGGUGACAAUGCAUGACUUUUCUUUACUCGAGCCGUUGGAGCAGAGCCCAGUUCAAAAACCAUCGCAAGGAAGCGUUUGGGCAAAUCGACAAAUGAUACUGGAUGGUAUCACCCUGGAGAAUCUCAAUCUCGUACCGGGCGAUAAUCGCGAUUCACAAGCUGCUUCACUAUCGCUUUAUAGUACUGUGAACAAGUGCCAGACUGCCUUUGGGAAGCGAUUAUUGCGGCAAUGGAUAUGUUCUCCAACUUGUGAUAUGACUGUAUUGAGAGAUCGCCAAGACGCUAUCGAGUAUCUGAUGGAUUCUUGUAAUGUUAGAUUUGUAGAAAAAGCUGGAGAAAUGCUCCGAUCAUUGCCUGAUCUCGAAAGGCUUCUGCAGAAGAUUCAUACAAUGGGUCUAAAAUAUCGUGCAGAAUCACAUCCAGAUAGUCGGGCCGUCAUGUUUGAAGCAAAAAACUACAGUAAACGAAAAAUCAAAGAUCUCUUGAACACGUUGGCUGGAUUCAAAGUCUGCAAUGAUCUCAUUAAUCUUUAUACAAGAAUACGUCAGAAUGGAAAUGGUUGCCUUGGAUCUGAUAAAGAUGAUCUCGGAGCUCAUUUGGAACAUUUUGAGAAGUUAUUCAAUCACAAUGUUGCGGAAAAGGAGGGAAUGAUCGUACCGGAGAAGGGGCAAGAUGAGGAAUACGAUGGUGCUUGUAAAGCUGUGAAUGAAGCCAUGGCCCAGUUGGAAGUCUAUAGGAGGCAAACAGAGGAAAAACUUCAUUGUAAAAUUACAUUUUUCGGAAGUGGCAACAAGCGAUUUCAAAUGGAAAUGCCAGAAAACGUCAGCGUUCCACGUUACUUUGAAUUGAAGUCUCGUCGAAAGGGGUUCAAACGGUAUUCCACUGAAGAACUCGAUCAACUUAUUGAAGAGCUGGGAAGAGCCGAAGCCCGCAAAGAAUUGCUACGAGAGGAUGGAACGCGUCGAGUGUUCUCCGAUUUCGACACGAGGAAUGUAUGGUCAGAUGUGCUAAAUCGCAUUGCCCAAGUGGACGUUCUCUUGUCAUUGGCUCGGUAUUGUCAGACAUGCGGCCUAGCCCUUUGCCGUCCUGAAUUUGUUUGCGAUUCUGACGAGCCCGUGCUCUCCAUUGAAGAAGGUUAUCAUCCUUGUCUGGCGAUAAAACUACCCACAAAUGAUGCCACAAGCGCUUGCUCCUACAUAGCAAAUGAUUCCCAACUUGGAGGUGGGCAUCCACGAACUGUAUUGCUCACAGGACCCAACAUGGGUGGAAAAUCCACGCUUAUGAGACAGGUUGCUGUACUGACAGUGUUGGCCCAUAUGGGUUCGUUCGUGCCAGCGAGGUCCAUGAAACUGUCUCCAGUGGAUCGAAUUUUCACGAGAAUCGGUGCAAAUGAUCGUUUGAUUUGCGGUCAGUCGACGUUUUUCGUUGAACUUCGAGAAACACUUGUAAUUCUGCGAAACGCUACGAAACACUCUCUCGUUCUUAUUGAUGAGCUUGGAAGGGGAACAAGCACAUUUGAUGGCACAGCGAUCGCUUCCGCGGUACUAUCGGACGUCUCCCGCCGUCUGCAGUGUCGUUCAUUCUUCUCAACGCAUUAUCAUUCCCUUUGCAAAACUGCAGCGGUCAAUCCGAACAUCGCACUUGCCCAUAUGGCAUGUAUGGUGGAGAACGAAAACGAAGCGAAUCCUACCGAAGAAUGUGUGACGUUCCUCUAUCGUCUGACUGAUGGAGUUUGUCCCAAAUCAUACGGAUUCUUUGCGGCUCGUCUAGCUGGUGUACGACCGGAGGUAGUAAAGGAAGCGUACGAAGCUAGUCGUGUAUUGUUCGACUCGGUAAAUCGUAAGAAAAUGGCGAUCGCUGCGAUCAAAGAAGUUGCUCGCGGUGGAGGAUCCAUUGAACAAUUACGUGAAAUGAUCAGUGCCCUAUAA
Haemonchus placei is the source of this 3066-nucleotide messenger RNA. Lineage: Eukaryota; Metazoa; Nematoda; Chromadorea; Rhabditida; Trichostrongylidae. The record is from the annotation of a GenBank genome assembly.